AUGGUGCCUUCUCGCCUGCCAUUUGGCUCGCUGUUCUCAACCCGCUCACGCUCUUCACCACCAGCGUUGAGCGAUGAAAGUUGGCUAGACGCGAAGAAUUUGUAUGGUCUCGAGAAGUCACUCGUGACCAGCUCAGUCAUGGAGCCCAGACGAUCUACCGCGAAUCGCCCUAGCAGGCAAACUCGCAGGAUAGCCCUCCUGCUCAUGGGAUGUGCAGCAGCCUUUUUGUUUCUACACAGACUUUUCAACAAUUCCUCCACGGGAUCUUUCACACAUCGAGCGCCAUUACCGCAAUCCCAAUCUCCCGUUUCCGUAACCUUCCCCAAGAAAAUUUGGCAGUCAUGGAAAGUCGAUCCAACACGAUUCGAGGACAGAGAUUCUGAGCGGGCAAGAACGUGGACGGUCAAGAAUCCGUCCUACCGAUAUGAAGUGCUCACAGAUGGCAACUCCAUGUCGUGGGUGGAAGAACACUAUGGUGCAACUGGCCUAAACCGACCAGAUAUCGUCAGCACGUUCAAGGCGCUAGAAAAUUUGAGAAUCAUCCAAUCCGAUUUAUUACGUUAUCUAAUCAUGUACGCUGUUGGAGGAGUGUACACAGAUAUCGACGUCGAAGCACUCAGAUCUAUCGACCAGUUCAUUCCUCACCGGGUCGAUGUGAAUGGCAUCGAUAUGCUUAUCGGCGUGGAGACGGAUGAACCCAGACUAAAGGAUCAUCCCAUUCUUGGCUCUAAAUCGCAGUCUUUCUGCCAGUGGACAUUCAUGUGCAAACCUCGAGUCCCGGUCAUGAUGAUGUUGAUUGAACACAUUCUCGAGUGGCUUAAUGAGCUCGCCAAGAAACAAGACGUACCUAUUUCCAAGAUAAAGCUCGACUUUGACGAAGUUUUAAGCGGCACGGGCCCUUCUGCAUUCACCACAGCUAUUCUCAAAUUUAUGUCCGACGUAACUGGCAAAAAGGUUACCUGGAAUGACUUCCACAACCUGGAAGAGUCUACAAUUAUGGGACGAAUCUUGGUCCUCCCAGCGGAGGCUAUGGCGGCUGGCACUGGACAUUCGGAUUCUGGGAACCAUGGCGGCAGGGGAGCACUCGUCAAGCACCAUUUCCACGCCUCAACCUGGACAGACACUCAUCCUCGUUAUAAGCACCCAGUUUAUGGCGAGGUCGAAACCUGCAACUGGAACGUAGACUGUGUGGCGCUUUGGGAUUCCAACACGGCAUUCUUCGCCAGUCUUCCCCAGGAAACGCAAUUGAAGAUGAUUGAAAUUAAGAAGGCUGACGACGCUCAAAAGCUCAAGGAAACAGGAGUCCAGGUACCCAAAGAUGAACCACCACCUGAAAUUGCUCCUCCCGCCGGACAGCCUCCCAUGGAUACUACCCCGCGGGCCGAAGGAGCUCCAACAGAGAAAGAUCGACCCGCCGCAAGAUUAGAAAAUGUCGACACGAAGCCUCCAGGGGACGCUCAUCAGGGCAAAGCAGAGCAGAAACAACCCGCCUAG
Exophiala bonariae is the source of this 1494-nucleotide messenger RNA. RefSeq lists its product as uncharacterized. Gene Ontology annotation, biological process: protein N-linked glycosylation. NCBI's taxonomy places the organism in Eukaryota, Fungi, Ascomycota, Eurotiomycetes, Chaetothyriales, Herpotrichiellaceae. The record is from RefSeq and is a predicted model, not a curated record. Bases 1 to 1494 code for a protein of 497 amino acids. Gene Ontology annotation, cellular component: mannan polymerase complex. The transcript has a single exon. Gene Ontology annotation, molecular function: alpha-1,6-mannosyltransferase activity.